Messenger RNA from Ostrea edulis (European flat oyster), 1928 nucleotides. Its product is annotated as MAM domain-containing glycosylphosphatidylinositol anchor protein 2-like. Bases 301 to 1305 code for a protein of 334 amino acids. The transcript is spliced from 6 exons. Gene Ontology annotation, cellular component: neuron projection. The record is from RefSeq and is a predicted model, not a curated record. NCBI's taxonomy places the organism in Eukaryota, Metazoa, Mollusca, Bivalvia, Ostreida, Ostreidae.
CAACGACUAAAGGGGAAGUUGUAUGCAAAAUAUAAAUAUAAUAGUCUCUAACAAUUGUUCUCAAAUUAAGUAGGAACUAUAAAGUAUAAAGGAAGCGCCUUGUUACCGUACCAUGAUCUGAUAUGUGAAAUACACAUAUAUCUAUCAAGCAAAGGGAGAAUUUCAAGCAUUGGUUUCUAAGUUAAAACGAGGAAGUUUUCAACUUGUAACAUGGUGGUACAUAUACCAGCUAAAUAAAACUUAUAUUCCAAGCUUCUAGUUUUUAUAAUCAUCAACAUCAUCAGAUUAACUUUGUGACCAAUGCAUUGGUAUCAGUGGACGUUAUUUGUUCUCAUUAUUAAAAAUUCGGCGGAGGCAGGACCAGAGGUCAUUGAGUAUGAAGCGGGUACAGACUUGAGGAGUCCGCUGUAUUGUCGUGUUGAGCAUAUUAAUGAGGCUAGAUGGAUGAAAGGCCUGGAAAUGUUAACCUUUGGUAAUAAGAGUUUUGACUCCAGCAUGUCGAUUGUCUGUAAGGGUACAGGUGAUUAUCACUUGAAUAUAACAAAAAUGACGUCAUCUGACAAUGGAACGUAUACAUGCAGCGAUGGUUCUAGGAAGGAAAUUAGAAGUUAUACUUUAAACGUGAAAGCCGAAGCAACCAUUGGGGAGGGUAAGUAUAGUGGACCCACGGUACACAGCAACGAAGGUGAAACAGUUCAGCUGUGGUGUAAUGCCACUGGUUACCCUAAACCCGAGAUAUCCUGGUACACUCUCGAAAGAACCAGUUCAGAGCAAGAGAAAGGGACAUAUUUAGGGAUAAGUGGGAGCAUGCUUGGGAUACAUAACGUUACCCGUGAGUGCGCCACUAAAUUCCAAUGCCAGGCAAUCAACUCGUACAGAAUGGACAAACCGGUCACCAGAAACAUCACCCUCAUCGUCAAAUUUUCACCUGAAAUUUGUGUGACCAACAAGCUACGUGACAGAUGUAUUACCAAUAACGGAACCCUAAAAGGGAAACCCGGAGAAAAGUUGGAAUUGAUAUGUUAUGUAUAUGCAAGUCCACUUGCAAACGUGUCUUGGUUAAGACAUGACACACUGAUAGGCGAGUAUAUUGGUGUAACCAAUGAAACUAAGAAAUCGGAAGUCUCUAAUCCCUAUGUGUAUACGGAAACAUCUAAAUAUGAUGAGAGUAAAAAACAAACCUCCUUCAGUCUUGUGAUCACGCUGGAUACUGAUCAAACAUUCACCAGCUAUCACUGUCAGGCAGUGAAUGACAUGGGAUCAAACAGAAUGACGAUUGUUAUUAAAAGGAAUACCAAAUCUUGACUCUUUCGGUUUGAUGGCACAUUCUGGAUGUUCAGAUGAUGGAGAAAUGUUUUAAUUUCGAGAUCAGAGAUGUUAAACUCACGAGCAGGCUUUCUUCUAAAUGAAAGCAAUUCGUGAAUUUGUUGAUUAUUUUUCCAUAGAAGAAAAGUGUACAUAGUUAAUGUUUGAAACAUGAUAUUCACAGUCACUAUAAAAUUUAAUUUAGUUAUUUUAGCUUCGGGUUAUGCUAUCUAACUUUUCGUUGAAAGUUUGCAGUAUACAGUCUGACAACCCUUCACUCCCAAAGAGAAGAAAUCAUUUACAUCGACCCAACAUCAUUUUAUGCCAACGUCGAGCAGUGUCAUUCAACUGACGCCAUAUCGCAUGAGCUUUAGUGUUAUAUGUUGGGAUCUCAAACAACUGGCAAGAGUAUUUUGUCCUCCUCCAGGUCCAACUAAAUCACAUACUGACGGGGGUCCAAUCGAUGACAGAAAACAUAUUAAUUGAUUUUUAUAUUUGAUGAUGCAGUGCAUAGUUAAGAAACUUAAUCUUAUUGCAAUAGCUAAAUUGAUGGAUGUCUAAAAUCGAUACUAGUAAAAAGAUUUAUGAAUGAAAAAGAAAUAAACUUGUUAAAAUGUCCCAUA